Messenger RNA from Fomitopsis serialis, 279 nucleotides. RefSeq lists its product as uncharacterized. The coding region runs from base 1 to 279 and encodes 92 amino acids. Gene Ontology annotation, biological process: 'de novo' pyrimidine nucleobase biosynthetic process; pyrimidine nucleotide biosynthetic process. The record is from RefSeq and is a predicted model, not a curated record. Lineage: Eukaryota; Fungi; Basidiomycota; Agaricomycetes; Polyporales; Fomitopsidaceae. Gene Ontology annotation, molecular function: dihydroorotase activity. The transcript is spliced from 2 exons. Gene Ontology annotation, cellular component: cytoplasm.
AUGUCCGACUCACUCGCCAUCGCCGCGCCCGCCGACUUCCAUGUCCACCUGCGCCAGGGCGAGUUUGCUGCCUUCCUUGCCCCCCAUGUCCGCAAAGGAGGCUUCAGGCUCGCUUAUGUCAUGCCUAACCUCAGACCACCCAUCUCCAACACCGAGGAGGCUCUCCUCUACAGGGCGCAGCUGCAGGCCGCAGACCCUACUAUUGACUACUUGAUGACUCUGUACCUCUCUCCAGAGCUCACGCCUGAUGAGAUCCGGAAAGCAAAACGCGCAGCGUAG